AUGUUUAGAAGAGCCGGCCAACGCACCUUUGCCCGCUUCAACUCCUCUGGUCACGGUCAUGUGUCCAAGUACAUUUCCGAGUCCGCUUUCCCACAUGUGGACAAAAAAGCUGGUGAAGAAUUCAUCAAAAAACAAUCGGAAAAAGCUCAACAUUCCGAAGGAAUUACCAACACCUGGAAGAGAUUGACUUACUUGAUUGCAUUCCCUGCCAUUGCAUUGACCGCCAUUCCAGUUGUGAACAUUGAAAUGCAUCACGCCGAGCACAGAAAGCACUUGAGAGAGCUUCCCGAUGAGGAAUGGCCCACUCAGUAUGAGUACCAAAACCUUAGACAAAAGAAGUUUUUCUGGGGUGACGGAGACAAGACUUUGUUCUGGAACUCUGACAUCAACAGACACAUUGAGUCUUAA
Messenger RNA from Meyerozyma guilliermondii ATCC 6260, 408 nucleotides. RefSeq names its product cytochrome c oxidase subunit VIa (gene COX13). Bases 1 to 408 code for a protein of 135 amino acids. Gene Ontology annotation, cellular component: mitochondrial inner membrane. The record is from RefSeq and is a predicted model, not a curated record. Gene Ontology annotation, molecular function: enzyme regulator activity. Lineage: Eukaryota; Fungi; Ascomycota; Pichiomycetes; Serinales; Debaryomycetaceae. The transcript has a single exon. Gene Ontology annotation, biological process: mitochondrial electron transport, cytochrome c to oxygen.